AUGUCAUCAAAUCCAUUUGACGAUAAUUAUGUAAAUCCCAAUAUUUAUAAAGGACCGGUGAAAAGUUAUACAACGGUAAAUUCUAACAAUAGUGGUAACAGUAUAGAAGAUGAUGUUAAUUUUUAUGAACAAGAGCUGGAACGCUACAUGCAGGAAUCGUUAGAUAGCACAGAGCGAUCAAGGAAGAAUUUAGAACAAAGUGAACAAAUUGGCAUAGCAACUGCACAAGACUUGUUAACGCAAAGGGAGAAGCUAGAACAUACGGAAAAGAAUCUCGAUGAUAUUGAUAGAACAACGAAAAUGACUCAGCGUAACCUUAACAGUUUGAAAUCUGUCUUCGGCGGUUUCUUCAGAAAUAAAUUUUCUCGUGCGCCAAAAGAGGAGUCAUCUAUGGCUCCGUCGAAAUCGGAUUCAGUGCUUGAAAAUACUGUGGAUAAAUUAAGUAAUGUUUCUAAAGCAGGUUCAAGUUAUGCUGGUGCCGUAUGUAUAUCGGGUCCAACAUUAAGCGAGAGUUCACGGGCUGCAAUCAAAGGAACACGCUGGGAGGCGAUGGAUAAUGAAAUUGAUUCUAAUCUUGAUUCAAUGAGUUCUCAAUUGGCUCGAUUACGUAUGCUUGGCAAAGCUAUUGGCGAGGAAGUUGAUUCGCAGAAUGAAAUGUUAGAUAGAAUUCAAGUUAAAGCUGAACGUACUAAUGCACGCGUCAAAGAUCAAGAUAAGCAAAUGAAAAAAUUACUUGGUUCAGCGGAUAAAGAGGAAAUGAAGCCUUCAUUACCUUCAGUUAGCAAAAAGAGAAUUGUAUAUAGUGCAGUCAAAAGUGCUUUCUAA
Molecule: messenger RNA, 825 nt
Organism: Brugia pahangi
Lineage: Eukaryota; Metazoa; Nematoda; Chromadorea; Rhabditida; Onchocercidae
Source: the annotation of a GenBank genome assembly